Messenger RNA from Hevea brasiliensis (rubber tree), 1758 nucleotides. Its product is annotated as LOB domain-containing protein 27-like. NCBI's taxonomy places the organism in Eukaryota, Viridiplantae, Streptophyta, Magnoliopsida, Malpighiales, Euphorbiaceae. The record is from RefSeq and is a predicted model, not a curated record. Bases 591 to 1445 code for a protein of 284 amino acids. The transcript has 2 exons.
UCACUUCAUAAUUAUGUAUUGAAUGAGACAUAGGCAAAUGGUCACAUCUGGCUCUGAAACUUGUGAAGCCACAUUUUAAGUAACAAAGUUAAGAUUUAAGAAUAUUAAGAUAUCGAUGAGUUAACAACUUUCGCUUCAUAGAAUAAUAGACAUAGGCAGAUGUUCACAUCUGCCUCCGAAGCCUGUUGAAGCCACGUUUUAAGUAACAAAGAGAAGGUUAAGUGUAAAGCAGAUGUGAUUUACCAUAGAUAGCCCCAGAAAAUAGGAAUCUGCUUAGACUAUCGACAUUUGUCCCUAACGGUCAUAAUAUAAUCCUUGAAAGAAUUAAAGAAACAGCAUCAGUCCCCCACCAAAUUCGCUCUCUCUCUCCAAUAUUUAAUCUUCCCUUUUAAUCAGUCUCUUCACAUCCAGCAAAUCCGCACGUAUCAGACUUGUUCAGCAUCCCUCUCUUUCUCUCUCUGCCAUUUUUUUUCCAUAUCUCUUUCCCUAGCUAUAUCAUCACCAGCAAAGCCAUUAUCUUUUUCUUCUUCUUGGUUUGUCUUGUAGAUUUGAAACUCAUAUUGUUUUUCCAAUAUUUUGAUGCUUGAAAUAUGACCCUUAAGGGUGGCACCAGCCAGGCCUGUGCUGCGUGCAAAUACCAGAGGAGAAAGUGCUCCUCUGAGUGUCCUUUAAAACCUUACUUCCCUCCUGACCAACCUCAGCUCUUUCAGAAUGCCCAUAAAUUAUUUGGUGUUAAAAAGAUAACUAAGUUACUCGAUAAUAUUGAUGCCUCUCAACGGGAAGAGGCAAUGCGUUCUGUUAUCUAUCAAGCCAAUGUUCGUGAUAGGUUCCCUGUUCAUGGUUGUUGGGGCAUAAUUUGUCAGCUCCAUUACCAGAUUAGGCAGGCUGAAGAAGAGCUCCAUGCUGUUCAUGCACAGCUCGAGAUGUACAGGCAACAUCAACAGCAUCAGAUUUCUUCUUUAACUGAUGAUGUCCCUUCACAAUUACAAUUAGGGAUGGCUCCUCCCAGUAAUGCCCUUUCGCUUUUUGGUCACACUACCUCUCAGCCUUACAAUGCUUUGCCUGUUUCGCAGCAGCACUCCUACUCCAAUAGCAGCAAUCCUGGUUAUAGUUCUGGUUACUUAGAUUCUAAGGAUCAAUUAGGCAAUUCCAUGUGGGUUCAGCAUCCGUAUGCAACUACCAAUAACAAUAAUACCAAUCCUAUGGCGAUUCAAUCUCAGUUGGUUGCCUCACAGCCAUUAGCAAUCCAACAAGAAGUUGAUUAUGAUGAAAUCCAUCCAUUUUUCGAUACUAUUGAUGAUAGGCAAUCCUACAUUGAUUCUAAAGAGGCCUAUGAGUCAAGCUCUGAAGAAUCAUUUAAGGACACAACACAAUCCAUUGAGCAUGUUGCUGAGAAUGAAUUGAAGAGUGCUGCUGCAUGCUUCAGUCUUACCAGUGUCAAUUGAUUAGUAAGCUGGAGAAAAGUAUCGAGUUUUCAAUUGUUUUUCCCUUUUUUUUUUCCCUUCCCCUUAAUCACACGAUAGAGUACAUUCUAUAAUUUUGAACUUCUAUUUUCCCUUUUCUUUUUUUUUUUUUUUGUGGAACUUUGAGUUUCUACAAUAGAUUUUAGAAUCAAUUGUUCACUUUAUAAUGUCUUGUUGUUUUCAAUAACUGUAAUCAUUUUUGAAUGACCGUAUGUCAUCAAAUACCGAUCAUAAUCAAAGUAUAGAGUGCAUAUGUAAAGGGAGAAAACACAGUCAUAUCUCAAAAUUACUAAGC